Molecule: messenger RNA, 676 nt
Organism: Drosophila mauritiana
Lineage: Eukaryota; Metazoa; Arthropoda; Insecta; Diptera; Drosophilidae
Exons: 1
Coding region: 24-599 (191 amino acids)
Source: RefSeq, a predicted model, not a curated record
CUUUAAAUUUGAUAUCAAUUAGAAUGGAUAAGGACGAUUUGCCCGACUUUACACAGCUAAUCAGCUGCAAGGACUUACCGAACAUAACUCUGCAAAAUAUCCAUCCCAUUCACAGUAUGAAGGUUUUCAUGUCCGAGCCUAAAAACGCCGAUGCCUCUAUUCCUGAAUUAAUCAAACGUCAGGAAGUGUCUGGAGAGCAAUAUCGCAAGGUACUUAAAGUCAUAAAGGAAAGACUUGUUCUGAAAAUGGCAACGAUGCAAGAGCUUAAGAAGUAUCUGCUGGAUUUGCAUUCGGAGAUCAGAAAGCCCGGUGCAGGGACUCGUUUUGUGACCAACCAGGAGAAAGUUAAAUUGCAUUUCCUAGACGAGACGGAAAUCAGAGAAGUCGAAUUGUCUGACGCCGUGGAACGUUGCAACAUAAAGCUGAGCUCGCUUUAUUGCGAAAUCCUGGCUUUGGACAGCGACAUGGGCAGUGUCGCCUAUUUGGAGAGGGUCGCCCAGAUCAACAUAGACUUUAUCUUGGAUUGGCAUAAGACUCAGAAGCAGAAAAAAACAGGCAAAGUCCAUUCCGCCGGCGAAGUCUUCAAAAACACCGUUUAAUUUGGACUGUUUCAAACCUAACAUGUUUCACUCAUUUGCACUGAUUAUCACACUAUUCUGAAGAAUAAAUAUAUAUC